This is a messenger RNA of Colletotrichum graminicola M1.001, 2403 nucleotides long. RefSeq lists its product as uncharacterized. The transcript has 3 exons. Bases 1 to 2403 code for a protein of 800 amino acids. The record is from RefSeq and is a predicted model, not a curated record. NCBI's taxonomy places the organism in Eukaryota, Fungi, Ascomycota, Sordariomycetes, Glomerellales, Glomerellaceae.
AUGGCAAUUCAAUAUACGGCAGAGUUUCUCAUUCAUCUGCGAGAAUCACCGCUAUGCGUCAAACCGGCCGCACUACCUCCUGCUGAAGAAUGGAUGGGACCUCCCCCAGACAAUUCCCGAACCCAAGGCAACAGCAGCACCGCCAACCAGGCCAAGACUACUGCCGACAGAAGAAGCCACGACAACCCCCUCCUUGACCAGACGAACCGCCGCCCCGGCCUCGAUCGCCACGCCUCAAGAAACAGCGCAAAUCCUGAAGACAUUAUCCUUGGACCACCCCGAACAGCUUUCGCUUCUGCGACUUUGCGCAACGGCAAGCCUUUCGACAGCGACAAGGGGCUCAAGGACGCUGACUCGCCAAGUCGCUUCAACUUCCGCAACCGCAACGGCGAUACUCCCGAGGGUGACCGCUUCCGUGACUCGAGAAACACCAGCUUUCGCCGUCGUGGGGACGGCGAUCAGGAUCAGGAGGGAUGGAGCACCGUGAAGCCGCGCAAGAGCUUCGGGCACGAAGGUGCUGAGCGCUUUCAAGGUCGCAUGGGCGCGGGUGGUGGUGACAGACUCCCCAACGAACGCCGUCCGCGUGAUCGCGAUGAUCGGGAGGGCCCCAGAGACCGAACCCACCGCACUUUUGACCAUCACGACAAGGACAAGGAUCAUGAACAUGAAGAGGCUGAACCGCGACCUCGAAAUGGUCUCAACAGGGGCAAGUCGGAGCCCUGGUUCAAGAACGACAGCAACAGCAGCAACAACGUCGCCAGCACCCCCGAGAAGCCCGCCAUGACAGCUCGCGAGCGCAUUGAUCGUGCUAAAAGCUGGAGAGACCGGAACCGGGAUGCCGAGGUCGUUGAAGAGAAGACGACUGGCCGGAACUACGAACGCCGCUGGGAUCGUGGGGAUCAUAGGCAAGAGCGGGAGCCCGAGUGGUUUGACGAACCCGCCGGGGAGAAGUCGGGAGGCCACACCGAAGAGGACUUCAAGAAGUUCAUGGAGAGCAUGAAGGCAAGCCGCAACGCCCCGGCUGAGGAUAAGGCGCCCAUUGCCGUUGCCGAGGCUACCGUCAAGGCUGAGCAGCCAGCCGUCGCUUCUGCGCCUGCUGUCGAGAUUGGUCCUGAUCAGUUCUUUCUCAAGUUUGCAUCCACUGCUGGAUUGGAUGUCGGUUCCCCAAAUGAACCCAAGAAGGAGGUUUCUGCCAAGGCCAAGACUGGCGGCGGCAAGUCGUCCCGCUUCACGUCCUUCUUCAAUGCGCCACAAGACGAUCCCAACCGCCGCAUGCAGACCGAGCCCUCGACACCUCUUGCCGGGCUUUCCAUUGGCGGCUCCGACGGGUCUGCGCCUGCCCCUGAUUCUGAGAAGCAAGCUUUCCAGGCCUUGCUCAUGAAGCUGCAGCGUUCGAACAUUCAGUCUUCUACCCCUCCUGCCUCCCAGCCUUUCCAGGAACCCCCUCCACUUGCGCGCGAACCGGCUCCUUCGAGCUCCAUUGCAUCGCCCGAGCCUUUCCAGCAGUAUGGUGGCGAGCGCCGAGAGGACCCCCGUCCCCGCAUGCCUCAAGCCUCCAUGUCCAUGUCUGAUAUCCUUGCUCCACGUCCCACGAUGCCAGGCCAGCAGCCUGCUGUUCGUCAAGAUCAACUGCUUCAGGACUUGGUUGGGCAGCGCCACCAGGCCUCUAGCCAGGGCUCGGCCAGAAUGGAGCCGAACCAAGGUCGCAACAUGAGCAACACUGAGUUCUUGAUGAACUUGAUGAGAAACCAGCCAGAGCCUCCGCGCACCGAGCAGCUUCUCAUGCGCAUGCCGCAGCCUCAGCGCGCUGCCCAGAUCCCGCAUGCUCAAGAUCGCGAACCCGACUUUCCGCAGGGCAUCCCCCAUGGCAUCCCGCAAGGCAUCCCUCAAGGCAUCCCGCAGGGCAUCCCGCAGGGUGGCCGUGGCUCUCAACGUCAGAUGCGAGGCCAGGGCCCGCCGGGCUUCAUGGACGAAGCUUUCCACCACCCGGAACCCGAGGCCCGUAUGCAGCCGACGCAGAUCCUGCAGCGCCCUCCCCCGCCUCCAGGUUUGGACCAGAUGAACCCUAACUGGAUCCAGCCCGGCGGCCUCAUCCCUCCUCAACAGAGAUCCAUAAUUCCCCCUCCUGGUCUUGCCGGCGGCCCUGGUCGCAACCACCCCAUGGGCGCUAUGUUCCCGCCCAACUUCCCUCCGGGUGCAUUCCCGCCCCCGGAGGUCAUGGCAGGUCCGCCGCCGCGCAAUAUGCCCCCUCCUCCGGGCUUCUUCGGCGGUCCUCCUCCCGGAUUUAUCCCUCCCCCUGGAAUGCCUGGCUUUCCCGGUCCCGCUGGGCCUGAGGGGCACGUGUUCCCUUUUGACGGGCGUAUGCCACCCCCGGGCGCCGCUCAGGCGUUCCGAAGACAGUAA